AUGUACCGCCUACAGCCCCUUAUCAAGCGCUUGCGAACGUUCCGGGAAGGGCAAGGUCGAUUCAAGGAGAUGCAGGCUACAAGUCGAGCAGCCCGAUAUGGGGGGUAUACUUUGGUCUCACUCUCGGUUACAGCUGUCAUACUGGAUACUAAAGAGUCCCCAAUACCGUCUGAAAGCCUGACGGCCACCUCCCGAAUGGCUACGUUGGACCUACUCCGAUCUUACCUUGUGUGGACAGCUCUCAGUUUUCCCACGCUUGUCGACUUCUCCCCUAGCGCGCUCAGCUUUUUACUUACUACCCGCAUCCCACUACUGCCUACCUUAACAGAGACCAUUGUGCGAGCAACAUUCUUCCCUCAAUUCAUACCCGGAGAAACAGCCGUAGAAUGCCUACCAACCUUGGAGAAACUUCGACGGCAAAAUAUCGGGUCAGCGCUUAACUAUUCGGCGGAGGCAGAUGCUGUCGAGGAGGUGGAUGCGAGGGAUGUGGAGGCGUCGAGGUUUAAGGAGAUCGAGAGAGCUUUGGACGUCCAGGGGGAAUUUGAGAAAAGGAUGCAGCUGAAAGGAUGGUCUCCUGGUAGCUCGGCUUUCGCAGUCAAAGUGAGUGGAAUUGUUGAUUCAGCGGUACUACGAAGGGCGUCAGACGCUCUACAGAUCUCUCGACCGAAAUCUUUGAAAACUAUGGGCAAAGAAGUACCCUAUCCGGGGUUCCCUUCUGAUGACGACUCUGAGAUCCUCAAUCCGUCCCUCACGAUGAGUUUCGAUGCGAUUGUCAAGCACCCCAGUCUGCUGCAGGGUGAUUGUGCCCAGUUGAAGAUUCUCUGGGACCGAUUGGACUCUCUGGCUGAGCGAGCAAAGGCCAAUGGUGUCAAACUUAUUCUGGAUGCAGAAGAGACGUGGCUCAACCCCGCGAUCGAUGGGUAUACACUAUUGUUGAGUAUGAAACACAAUAAGAGAGAUCCUGUGGUAUAUGGUACAUACCAAUCAUAUCUACGACGACAACCUGCUUUUUUGACGGCGUGGAUCGAGCACGCACAAGUACAUCGUUAUUCUUUGGGACUGAAGGUCGUUCGAGGCGGUUAUAUCGUCAAAGAAAAGGCUCUAGGAGAAAAGCAGGGCAAGCCUGGCAAUGGUGCGGUAUGGGCGACCAAAGAUCUGACGGAUGCGUCGUAUGAUGGAAGCGUGGAAAUUGUUCUUGAAACCUUGCGAAAUCAGCUCGACCGUCCGGGAAACAGUUUGCCCCUCGGAGUCAUAUUUGGAACUCAUAACAUGGCUUCUGUGCAGACCAUUAUUGAAACUUUGGAAGCCAAGCGACUGGCCUCCCGCACCGCGUCUGGGAAACUGCGGAUGAACAGUGAAGCGAAGGGCAGAGUGAAUAUUGCUCAGCUUUAUGGCAUGCGAGAUGACCUGUCAGAUGUUGUGUGCACGGCGUUUGAACCUAGUCGAUCGGCAAUAUCGAUGAAAUUCAUUGCUUAUGGCACUUUAAGAGAGACGAUGCCAUUUCUGAGCAGAAGGGCGAUCGAAAACAAAUCGAUCAUGUCUGGACCAAGCGGCGCCGCGGCGGAGAGGAGAAGAGUGGGUGCUGAGCUCAGGCAUCGCUUGAGCUUUAAUUUGUUUUGA
Messenger RNA from Kwoniella botswanensis, 1620 nucleotides. RefSeq lists its product as uncharacterized. Gene Ontology annotation, molecular function: FAD binding; proline dehydrogenase activity. Lineage: Eukaryota; Fungi; Basidiomycota; Tremellomycetes; Tremellales; Cryptococcaceae. The transcript is spliced from 7 exons. Gene Ontology annotation, cellular component: mitochondrion. The record is from RefSeq and is a predicted model, not a curated record. Bases 1 to 1620 code for a protein of 539 amino acids.